Molecule: messenger RNA, 857 nt
Organism: Zalophus californianus (California sea lion)
Lineage: Eukaryota; Metazoa; Chordata; Mammalia; Carnivora; Otariidae
Gene: ADM5
Product: adrenomedullin 5 (putative)
Exons: 2
Coding region: 317-661 (114 amino acids)
Biological process (GO): adenylate cyclase-activating G protein-coupled receptor signaling pathway; regulation of systemic arterial blood pressure; positive regulation of heart rate
Source: RefSeq, a predicted model, not a curated record
GCCCUAAGCUGUGUCACCACUAGCAGGUGUCAGCUGCCCCGCCCUUCUUCCCUCUGCCUUAAAGGGGUCCCUCUCCCGAGGCCUCCCAGGGUCAUAGCUCCGCCGUGUGACCGCACCCGCGAGGGCUCAGAAGCCAAGGAGUGGAACGUGGGGGUCCGGGUUCUAAGCCUCCCCUUCUGGCGUGGUGUGGCCUCCUCGGCUCUUGGCCGCAGUUUUCCCCACCCGGGCAGGGGGGACUGGCGCCCAAGCGGGCCUCCAGGGGACUGUCGGACUCGGGAAGGGGGCGGAGCCGCACCCCGGAGGGGCCGCUUCGCACAUGGGUUUGGAGGACCACUCCCGGCCCCACCCCACGAUGAUUGCCCACAUCCUCCUGUUGCUUCUCGCCUCCUCCGUCCUGGGGGACCCGGACUCCGUGGGCAGGCAGCCCCGGCACCGCAGGCGCCUCUGUUCCCUGGGCACAUGCCAGACCCACCGCCUCCCAGAGAUGAUAUACUGGCUCCGCUCUGCCUCCAUCAAGGAGCACUCAGGGAAGGCCGGCCGCGAGCCCCAGGACCCCCACAGCUACGGGCGCCGCCGUCGGCGCGAGGCCAGGGUCCUGCUCCGUCUCCAGGACCUUGGCCUGAAGAAAAGAGGCCAGCGCAGUGCCCAGCUUCCUGGGUGACGUCAGGCACGUACCUGGCCCGCCCCUGGCCUCAGCUUGCCCAUCUGUGUAUUGGGGCCACGACCCCAAGUUUCUUUUCCCCUAACUCCAUCACCUGGGCUCACUGAAAAACUGUCUCCCCCCGCUGUGAUCUGGGCUGGACCCAGGGGCACACCGGACCCAGCAUGUACAAAGAAUACUAACGUCCAGAGCCUAA